GGGCGGCUGGCACGGGCACCGGAGUGAGGUCUCAGUGCCGCGGGUUUAGGUGUGUGGCCAAGAGGGGCGCCCGCCGGCCUCCUCCACCGCCAUGAUGGACCCGCACAUCAAGACUCAUUCCCUGGAGAGAUCCCUGCUGCCCCUGGUGACGGAGAUCAGCACCUUGGUAUCUUCGCCAGGGGAGCGGGGCGGGGCAGGCUGUGAUAAGACAGCUCGGGCCCUACAACGGGUCGGACAAGCCGUCAAUGUAGCAGUAGACCGCUUCGUCACUGUCGGCGAGACCAUAGCAGACGACAACCCAGAGAUUAAGGUGGAUAUGUAUGAAGCUUGCAAGGAGGCGAGAGCUGCAGGUCUGGCCAUCGAGAAACUGUGUGAGACGGCAGAAGCGAAUUUCGUGGUAGACACAGGAGUGGGCGGCGGCGGGGGCGGGGGGGGAGGCGGCCGGCCCGAGUACCGCGCCUCAAUGAUCCGAGCAGCGCGGUGCCUCCUCUCUUCUGUCACCCGAGUCCUCCUGCUGGCGGACACUGUGGUGGUGAAACAGCUUCUACUCGCUAAAGAUAAGGUCACACAUAGUCUGUCGCGGCUGGAGAGCGUCACCAACUUCACGGAGUUCGUCAAGGCGUUCAGUCACUUCGGCGCCGAGAUGGUGGAGCUGGCGCACCUCACAGGGGACCGCGCCGCUGACCUCAAGGACGAGAGGCGGCGCGCGCAGAUGGCAGCCGCUAGACAAGUCCUCGAUAGAUCCACGAUGAUGCUUCUCACGGCUUCAAAAGUGUGUUUGCGUCACCCGGAGUGUCUCACCUCGCGAGAAAACAGGGACACCGUUUUCUGCCAGAUGCGGCGGGCCAUGGACCUCAUACACUACGUGGUGAAGGACGGCGUGCUGGACUCCGUCAACGCCCACGGCGAGGCCAGGAUAAACGGCCAGAGCCCCGCUGAGUCCCCGGGAUCGUUGAGGACGCGCCAGGAGGACUGGGACAACAACCACACCAUGUACGGCGCGAUUCGUCACCUGGAGGACUCCGUGGAGAUGACGAGGAUGACUCUGUGUGGCCCGGCCGUCAGGGACCGUCUCUGCCAGGCUGUGGACACGAUAUGUGAGAGGAUGCAGGACUUCACAGACUCAGCCUACACCUCCCAUGAGCACCGCGAGAACAUCCUGCUGCUGCUGGACAGGAUACGCCUCCAGGUGAACCAACUACUGCGGGUCGGCAUGAACCUGGAGCAAAAGGAGCCGCCCUCUCCCGGGGAUGAGCUGGAGACGGCCAUCAACGCAGUGCUGACAGCGACCAGAGAGAUGAAGCACCAACUGCAGACCACCGCACUUGUACAGGCUGAGGAGUUGGUGCGUGGUGCAUGUGAGGAGAGUGAGCUGAUCAGUGCCCUCAAGAACGCAGGCCUUGCCACUGACCAGGAGCGGCUGGACGAGUACGCUGACCGCUUCCUGGAGCAUAUAGAACAUAUACAGGAGGUGUGUAAGUUGCUGCGCCACAUUGCCACCACAGACUCUCUUCAAGUGGCCGCCAAGUAUGGGGAAAUAAACCUGAGAAUUUACGGGCCCCAGGUGGUGACAGCGGCUCAGACACUCUGCCUCUACCCAACCUCCAAGAUUGCCAAAGAGAAUGUGGAAGUGUUUGCUGACAUGUGGCUCAACCUGGUGGGGGAUGUGAAGAGCCUCACCAAGGACAUCAGCGACCAAAUCACAGCUGAGAACAAGCCACCAGAGAAGCAGGUCUACGUAUCUCUCCCUCGGCCUGGGAAACACGGCACGACCAGCAAGCCCCCCAAGCCUACCAAGCUUGACCAAGAGGAGCAAGCCAAGUUAGCCAAGUCAGGACUUGACAUGAAGCUCAUAUCCUCAGAGGUGGACCAGGAGACGGAGAAGUGGGAGGAGCGGAUCACCCAAGAUGAGGAUAAUGACAUAGUGAAGCGUGCCAAAAACAUGUCCUCCAUGGCCUUCUCCAUGUACCAGUUCACAAGGGGGGAGGGAGCACUCAAGACCACCCAGGACCUCUUCACGCAGGGCGAGUACUUUGCUGAGGAGGCAAACAGGUUAUACAAGGUGGUCAGGCAGUUCUCCUACCAGGUGCCGGCAGGACCCCACAAGAAGGAGCUCAUGGAACACCUGGACCAGAUCCCGACGCACGUCCAGCAGCUGCAGUUCACCGUGAAGAACCCCACGGUGGGCAAGGCGGCAACCUUCACCAAGGUGGACAAUGUUAUCCAGGAGACCAAAAACCUAAUGAACGUUAUAUCAAAGGUGGUGACAACCUGCUUUGUCUGCGCCACCAAGUAUGAGCUGCGCCUCCCCGAACGCCUGGAACUCCCCACACUGGAUGACGUCCGCGCCUCUGGGCAGGGCAACACAAUCGGACAGUACAACUUGGACUUCCGAGGCCUCAGCCCCAGAGGACGUGGCAACUCCCCCUACCGCUCAGAUGGAGAAGACGUGUCCGGUUCUGGCAACAACUCCGCCACGGGCGGGGGGUCGGGAUCGGAGGGGAACAUGUGACAAUUCGGGAUGGCCCGCCGGGGCAAGGGAGAUGCUCGUAGAACACGCGUCUCCUUCCUCCUCUUCUAAACAGGAGAGCGAGGACCCCGGCGGGCCAUCGGGGAACGCAGGUAGAGAGACACCACAGCCUGAUCCAAGCUAGGGUGUUGACAACUCUUAUUCAGUCAUCUCAUGCAGCAGUCAUGCAGGUUUUAUCCUUAAAGUUGCAGCUUUGCUGCUGUUAUGUCCUGCAUCUGAGAGACAGCAAGUACUUAGCUAUGAUGAGUAUUGUGGCAACAGCGCAUCAACGUGCACUGAGCUGUGAGCUCCUGCCUCUCAGUUUGGCUUCUGUUCUUCAAAUGUAUUCUUAGUGUAAUAUUCCUGAUGCAUUACUGUUAGAGAAGGAAGCAGUGCUUAUUUGCUACUUCUGCCUAUAAAGAUUGAGGAAAAAUUUCCCAAUAACAAACAAACUAAGAAUACAGAGUUAAAGAUCACAUCUGACCUCUGCUUAAACAAGGCGCUGUGCAUCACACAGCCGGCGGAGAGUUGUCAAUGCUGCACACCUCGGCACUGCAGGGACAGCAGCUGUGUUCAGUGUUCAGGGACAACAUUGCUUCCACUCAGGAUUGUAUUGUAUUUUUUGGUGCUAAAGAGAAAUGCAUCACCACAUGUAUCACAUAACUCAGCGUGGCCACAGCAUGCCACCUCAGAUGACCUCAAAAGCACAAAGGAAUAAACUAAAAAGCUAACACGUACAGCUGCUCUUCACUAAUGAUGGCAGCAUGUAUUAAUACUUCCAAUCUGUCUACAUAUCUCUUGCGCUUCCUCUUAUCUCUAGCUUGUAUUUCAAUCCCCCCAUUCUCUCUCUCUCUCUCUCUCUCUCUCUCUCUCUCUCUCUCUCUCUCUCUCUCUCUAAGCUCCACACAUGCUGGAGGACAACCCUGACACAUGCUCUCUCUGGCUGCGUUCCCCACUUAGGUUAAGGUUCUAGUCUUGAAAAAGAAGCAAAAUCGGUGUUAGCACUUCAUUAGACUCAGGUUACUAACAUUUCUUUGAGAGGCUGCAGUGUCUGCCUUCUGACAAACAAGAGGUGAAAAGAACUAAGUGUCAGUCCUGAGACUCUCUGGGAUCAAAUCUUACAUUCUCCCUGUCAUCACAGCGCUAAAUUAAGGCAGGGUGACUGCAUUAUUCUUAUUACACUGACUUUGUGACGCGUUUUGUUUGAGGACUGGCAAAGAAAUUGUUCACUAAAAUAAUACAUGGUUUAAAGGGGAAAAUAUUGGCACUGAUUUCUUUUGUGAUCAUUAUUUUUUUCUGUUGCUCUGGUAUUGUGGAGUUUAUGAAAUCAAAGAAUAAUUGGAAUUUACAUCCUAACCUGCUUUUGUCAACAAAACACACACACACACACACACACCAUGUAACACGCACACAUACACACACACACUUCACAUAACACGCACGCACGCACGCACGCAUGCACGAACGCACGCACACACACACACACACACACACACACACACACACACAGUCAAACUUACUCAACUGAAAUACUCAAUUCAUAUUCCAAUACUUUUGCUUUCUUGUUGGUAGAAACCUGUACUACAUGUGCAAGUGUGUGUGUGUGUGUGUGUGUGUGUGUGUGUGUGUGUGUGUGUGUGUGUGUGUGUGUGUGUGUGUGUGUGUGUACAUGGUGUCCACACCAAACAUUCCACCAAAGCCCAAGGAAAGGAAAACACUUGUUGUGAGAAGUGUGUAUGUGUGUGUGUGUGUGUGUGUGUGUUUAGACUUAAGUACUCCUCUCAGAUCUCAUUGAAAUUCUCCCUUUCAGUCUGUGCUGUGAGUGACUGCACCAUGAUCAAACACAACCAUUGUCUAUUUUUACAUAUCACAGUAUUUUGUCGGGUUUGCUUCCCACCGAGUAUUAUUUGGUGAAGACCAAUCAUAUUUUGACUUGGCAAAGUUAUGAAAUAUGCCCUGACUUGGACUGCCCUUAAAGAAUAUAUUUUUGAGCUGCAUUAGUGUGCUUAUAGACUUGAUCUUUACUUUUGUAUGUGACAAAAGCCAAAAAAUGCUCCCUCAACAAGCAGUUACCUUGUGUUAUGUUGCUUGCUUCUCAUUCCAAGGCUUAUUAUGCCAUCUUGAUAAAUAAAACUUAUUUGCUCAAAAUAUUCAAUAAAUUCAAGUAUUGUUGGAAGGGUCUGCUCUGUCGUGGGAACUAAAGCAACAGAAGGGGGAGAGUGAGGCCCACCUGAAUAUCACACGACUGGUAAUCAAGAAUUCCUGGUGGAAGAUGUUUGCCCUCGUAGAUACAACCCUUCCAAGAUAUAUAAGUGAAUCCAUAGUUGAUAUAUUGUUGUAGUAGGUGAGAUUUUUUCAGGGUAAUAUGAAUAGCUGAGUCACUAUAUUUGUUGAUAUUCUUUAGGAAUGUGUACAAAAUAUAUGUACAUUAAUUUAACUGUUGCUGCUGACUAGCCAUUCCAUUUAAACAGGGUUACACUGUAUAACCUUAUUAAUUUGGGCCUCCCUGAUCAAUAUUGUACAAAGACAUCACAAAAACCAGAGACCGAUUCAUUUGUAAGCUAUCAGACAUGCACAUGAGAACUACGAGGCAAGAACACUACGAUGGCUUUACUUCCUCCAUACAAUACAUUCAGGAAAGGACAGCUUGCCACUCCUCAUGGCCGAGUAAGAGGAGGACCUAUCUGAGUCGUAGAAGCAAGAGUGUGAGUCGCUUGAGGCCAAAUUAACAAGGUUCCUAAUGUACUGUGUUGCAGAUUGUUGAGUCCUCACACUCCCACUGAAGUGUCGUUCUGUGAUAACGAGUGAUGGAACAACCUAGCCUAGGUAGUAAACAUUUAAUAAGAUGAAGACUUCAGAGAGUGAAAGCAUAAUCUUUUCAUACAGACAGUCAAGACUCCUGAGGAUAAGCGGGGACAUAUAUAGUAUAUUUACAUUUAGUGAGAAAUGUUAUGGACACCUCAGUAAUGCUCUUCUUGUAUACUGCAGAUUAUGUUUGUGUGUUUGUAAGCAUAGUUGCAUCAUCAGUGCAACAGUCUGAGUGAGCCGAGGUGCAGUGCCUAAGCUGCCCUCCAGUAGGUAACACUGAUGGAGAAUUGUUACAAGACCCCAGCUUGGGGACGAACUUGUCAGGUAUUCUCCCAACAUUUUAUUUCCUUCAAUGCAUGUUACCAUUUCAUAACCAGUGUGCUUCAAACUUUUUUUUUAGGACACUGAGUUUGGUUCAAUGCCAUCCAAUGGAGAACCACACGCGUGUUGAAAUAUAUGAAGCAUCAAUGUAAUUUUCAGAAAAUGCCUGCAUUGAAUUAUUCAACUCUGCCCUGUUGUCAACCAUAGCUUUUAUAUAAUAGUGAAAAUCUAAAAUACUUUUUAUAUUGGAAAGUUAUAUAUUUAAGUUUGAAAUACAUAUGCAAACCUUUAAUUCUGUUUAAUGAUAUGAUAAAUCUUGUUUGGGUGGAGUGAAGUGAAGAAAUGUAUCUGUUGAUGUUAUAAUUUUAUGCCAGCUUUAAGCCGUGACGCAUUACUGUUAUCAUCUUGAUGGUUAUUGCACUCAAAAAAAAUUUAGCAAGUACUUGUGCAUACAUUACAUAUUUGAUCAGAUAUGUUUUUAAAAACUCCCUACAGCUCUUUGCAAAACAGAGAUCCUGUUACUGACAGUCAUCAGAAUGGUUAGCAAGUAUUGACACUCAUAAUUGCCUGACAAAAAUUGUGAACAAUCCACUAAAGAAAUUAUAUUUAUAGAUUAUAUAUCUGGACCAACAAGGACAGUUUAGUGGAGUCUGAUGCAAUGUUAGUAAUGAGUUAACUUAUUUCAGUGUAUGUUUAGCACUAAUUACAUACAGCAAUACUUUUUAAAUAUAAUUAUCAUAUGCAUUGUUUUCUUAGGGGCAUGACACUGUUACCAGGAGUUUUAUUAUUUGUUGACUGUUUGUAAUAUAGACAGCAUUUAUGCGAGAAGUUGUAUGCAUUCCAGAAAAUCUGACAUUCUUGCUACAGAGGCUAGGUAGCAGGAAGAGACGUGUACACUGCAGUGACCUAAGAGGCUGCUGGUGCGGUGCCAAGCAGCGGAAAUAGCUCACCACUGUGUGUUCAUUCAUACCUCACACCACAAUGUGCAUUACGCUGAUGGUGUCACUGCAGUCAAAGAGAGUUUGUGGUGUGCAUCGGCCACACUCACACACACACACUUCAUUGCGCCUCCAGAGUCUACUUGAUACGACUGGAACUAAGACUCUUGUCGUAGAAACCAGUCUCAAAGAACUAAAGCAAGCAAAGCACAAGUGGAUAUUACGAGUGAUGCAAUCUGUCACUAACUUAAGGAUGCACACAUACACUUGUUUCUUCAAUUAUAUAUCUUUAUACUAACUGGAAAAUGGCAUUGUUGGAUUGGCUAAAAUGGAAAAUGCUCAUUAUUGCUAUGUAUAUGUAUAAUCAAAGCAUUCUUCUCAAGGAGUGGUAAUGAAAUUCAGAAAAUCUAAGAAACGAAUAGGAAAAGUGCAGUUGCUACAAUCAAACCAUGAGACAACUAAGUCAAAAUGCCUUUGUAUGAGAAGCUCUGUGGGAGGCUGAUUGUAUGUGCUCCUGUUGUUUCCUGACGCCAGUUUAGCAGCCAAGUGGGCCAUGCCGCAGGGAUGCCCAAGGGCUCCUCGAGGGUCUGGCCCAAACCCAACUCCAGAAAGAAUCAAACUAAGAGUCCUCCAUCGACCACCCCAUACGCCCUUCCAGUCCCAUGAUGUGAAUCUCUCCAAGCAUCAGUUAUCUGUUCAUUAAUUGUUGUUGAUUUAGAGUAUUACUUGUUAGCCACUCUCAACCCCCUUGACCUUGGUACUCAAGUAAGCAUCGUCUUCAAAUACAAAACAGCAAUACCUGUUUAUUUCGUACUGUUAAAUCAUGAAGUUAUAUUUUUCCUAGGGAUAUUCAAAGCAUCAUUUCAAGAAGAAAAAUAUAAGACUAGAAUGAUUGUGCAUCCCUUGAGUGCAACAAUGUGAGCAAAAUGUCUUUUUAAUAGCUAUCAGUUAAGUUUACUACUAGUCACACCUUUCAGGUUGACAACUGGGUGCGAUAUAUAUAGUAUUACAUGGAAUUUGUUACCUCAUUAGUGGUAGGCAUCAUUAUGUGGUUAAAGAAAGAAAAAUAUUAGGCAAUGAAUAGUUUUUUUCAACCUCAAGUGGUGACCAAGAAUUCUACUCUGCCGUGUCUGUGUUUGUUGUGUGCUUGUGAGAGAGUGAUGUGUGUUGCUGCACUGUUGCAUGAACAUAGACAAUGAGGCUACUCUUGACACACAUUUUUAUCACUAAAAAAUCUCACUGAAUUUUUCACUUGCGGGAAUUUUCACCUGAGUUGCUGUACACCACGCUUGCCUAGAUCCCAGCGAGCAGUGUUGUGUGACGCUCCACCACCCAUCAGAUGGCAACGCUCUUGUUCGGGCAAGACUCUUUUACCUCUAAAAAUUUUUUCUUGAUUUUGAAUGAAUAGAAGAAAAUCAAAAGAUGUUUGUUGAAUAUUUUUAUGCUCAAAGGGCAAUAGGUUUCUUGUGUCUUAAUGAAAUAUAUGUUUUGUAGGGAAAUUAUAUUUUUAUUACCAGAUAUUUGUAAUUAAUGAAAUAUACAACUAUGAUGGUUUUGCCUGAUCAAAAGUUGUUGCAUUAAAUGGCUGGUUAUAUCCUUUAUGUUGGUGAUAUACCAAACUGCACUGUUGGAAACAUGUCGGUCAAUUCCACCUCACCUGUGGUCGAGUGAAUAUUAUGCCCGCACUUGUUGUUUCAGUAUUUACAAACUAAAUUCAUUAAUGUAUUUGAAGUGUAGGUUUAUUUCAGGCACAGAGAAUAUGUAUAAUGUGGCCCUAGGACUCACCCCAGAGAAAAAGUCUCUUCAUUAGCAGUCUUUAUUUGCUGGGGGUAAAUUUGGCAUCUUUGGGGUAAGUCGUCGGAGCCUGUGUCGUGUGGUGUCUGGGAGGCGAGACUGACGAGCACGUCGUCGCACGCUCCCCAGCUUUCAUACCGUGUCUCAGUGUGUGUGCUGCCGUCAAGCAGUUGUCUCUGGUAUUGUUGAGCUGUGUUCGCUUCUGUGAAGAUGGUGACUGCCCCAGUGUACCAAUCCACCACCACCACCACCACCGAUACCACCACCAACAACAACGGAAAGGAACGGUGACUUCCGAGACCUUAGUUGACGUUGUGCAUUGGGAUGAUUUACUUUAUUACAUCUUCAUAUUCAAAAGAUGACGUGACUGAAGGUUUCAACCAUACAUCUAUUUUGGCCUUUUCUCCAAAGACCUUCCCAAUGAGUGGUUCCCUGUAAGUUGUGUAAGAUAUCAUUAGCUAUAUUUUAUUUUAUACAUUCUGAUGAUGGUAUGCACUGGCCCUCCCGGGAAAGACAUUUAAUGGAAGGAAUGAACAGGCUAAGCCAGCCUUCCUUCCCUUGCAAGGCCUGAGUUAUUUUCUGAGGUUUGUAAAGAAAGUGAAUAAUGUCUACCAUGUGAGCUUGUAUGUUCCUACCCCUUGUCCUCCUCCACAGACCCAGCUGUCCACUGUUAUCAAAGUUUUUGCAAAGAAGUGACCUUCUUGUAUAUGUGAUUAACAAAAUAUGAAGCAGAAUGAAAUGUUGAGUAUGGCAGCAAGAGCACCAUACACACACAAUCACACACACACACACACACACACACACACACACACACACACACACACACACACAAAACCAGAGUUCUAAGUAUUACAAAUCAGCUCUGUAUUUCUACAACCAACACCAACCAUCACCAAGAGGCUGAUUCCUCUGCAGUCAUCACACUCAUGGCAGCAAAUGCAAUGUGCUAAAGAUGCUAAAGCUGAGCUACAAUAUUUUUGCUUAUUGCUAUAUUGCAAAAUGGUACAGGUAGCACUGUUUUAUUCACUUGAGUAUCACCUCAGUGAUCACCAUCAUAUUUAGUUCAUCCUUUACGCGAGUUAGCUUCCCUCUCCACACUGCCUCGCCAUGCACAUCUGGCACCUUUCCAUGAAUGAAUACGUAAUCCAUAAACCAGAAGGUCAUGGCUUGUGCAACACGACCCCGGCUAUUGGACAGUUUAUUCAUUGUUGAGGCUGCAGUGUAAAUCUGGCGAGAGAAUCCCCACCCGCCAAGUACCAUUAUUGUGUAUAAACAUAUUUGUUCAGCCGCUCCCUGAAUGUAAAUAGAGCUUGUUCACAUUAUAAACAGUAUUUCAUAUGUUCAUUAAAACGUGAGGUUAUAAUAAAACAUGAAAGAUA
Scylla paramamosain (green mud crab) is the source of this 9749-nucleotide messenger RNA. RefSeq names its product alpha-catulin-like (gene alpha-Catr). Gene Ontology annotation, biological process: Rho protein signal transduction; cell adhesion. The record is from RefSeq and is a predicted model, not a curated record. Gene Ontology annotation, molecular function: actin filament binding. NCBI's taxonomy places the organism in Eukaryota, Metazoa, Arthropoda, Malacostraca, Decapoda, Portunidae.